UUGUCAUGUCAUUCGAUCCGUUGAGAUCCAUGUGUGGAAAGCUCGCCAUGGAAAGUCUGGAGCCCUUGCUCCUUUCCAUUGCUAUCAACCUGCAGGAUCCUAUAGGGCUACUGAGAGAGUUGCUGCCAAUGGUUCUGGCCAUUUUGGCCGCGCUGCUAGCGGCACGAUAUCUGCUGACAGGGGGCUCCAGCAAAUGCGAGGUGAAACGCUAUGUGCCUCACAGUGGGCACCCGGAGCUCAAACUUUGUGGUCCAGAAGUGCCGACCCUCACCUUUUUCGGAGAUCAAUUUCAGAGGUUUCACGACGAGGUGAAGCGGAUCUAUGCCGUAGAUCAUAACAAGCCGCCCUUUGGCACGGGAAGGCCUGAUGACGACUGUGCCUUCGUACCGCCCUGCGACAUUAAGGAGAGCAUCAGGCAGAUGCGAGCUGCUUGUGCCGACCUUCAGGAAGGCGCCAGUGGCAGCUGGCGCUUGCACGAGCCGUUGGAUGAUCUCCUCUACGCGCGGAACCUGCUGGCGGUGGACUUCCACCACGCACGGGCCGUGCAGCUGGUGAGGAACUACGUGGCCUAUCGGCACCAGCAUCGGGGAGGCAUUUUUCCGGACUACGCGUGGUUGAAACUGGGCAUUGCUGUCCUUCCCUUUGAGGACGUGAUGGGCCGCCCAGUGAUGAUAGCGCGUGCCAAGCAUUUUGAUUCGCAGACAUCGGCUGAGACCUUCCGCUGCUUUUACCGUGGAAUGGUGGAUAGCAUCAUCGCCCACUUUCUGCUGAAACGCCGACCGGAGCUGGAUGGCCGGAAUCCCUUGGAGCAAUAUGCGGCUUGGGUUGGCACUGCAGCACGGAAAGGGUUGGCAGAAAUCCCGCACCAGGCGGGUAUACAAGCGUGUCUACUAAUAGUGACCCAGUUUUAUACGCACUUAAUCCACGCUCUCAAUAUGAAAUACUGCAAAUAUUGGGACUAUAACGGGAGAAACCAUCUACCAACUGGUGCGGAAUUUAUUCCAUACAGUAUCUAG
Molecule: messenger RNA, 1016 nt
Organism: Cladocopium goreaui
Lineage: Eukaryota; Dinophyceae; Suessiales; Symbiodiniaceae
Source: the annotation of a GenBank genome assembly